Messenger RNA from Sapajus apella (tufted capuchin), 2503 nucleotides. RefSeq names its product acyl-CoA synthetase short chain family member 3 (gene ACSS3). The record is from RefSeq and is a predicted model, not a curated record. The coding region runs from base 95 to 2158 and encodes 687 amino acids. Lineage: Eukaryota; Metazoa; Chordata; Mammalia; Primates; Cebidae. The transcript is spliced from 16 exons.
GCCUCCCACUCGCUUUGCUGCGGCCCCGGAAAGUUGCAGAAGCCACAGUUGUCGCCUAACGAGCACCCUCGUGGACCGCGGGUGGCCGGCGGCGAUGAAACCGUCUUGGCUGCAAUGCCGGAAAGUCACCGGCGCCGGGGGUCUCGGAGGGCCUUUGCCCGGGUCUUCUGCGGCCCGUGGAGCUGGUGCGGCCCGCAGGGCUUUCGUGGCCCCGGGUCCGCGGGGCGGUCUCGGGGCCAGGGGCUGCAGGGCUCUGUCCUCGGGCAGUGGCAGCGAGUACAAGACCCACUUCGCCGCCUCGGUGACGGACCCCGAGAGGUUCUGGGGCAAAGCUGCCGAGCAGAUCAGCUGGUACAAGCCCUGGACCAAAACGCUGGAGAACACACACUCGCCCUCCACCAGUUGGUUUGUGGAAGGAAUGCUUAACAUUUGUUACAAUGCCAUUGAUCGUCACAUUGAAAAUGGUAAAGGGGAUAAGAUUGCCAUCAUCUAUGACAGUCCUGUUACAAACACUAAAGCAGCGUUUACCUAUAAAGAAGUUCUGGAGCAGGUCUCCAAGCUGGCUGGUGUCUUUGUCAAGCAUGGCAUCAAGAAAGGUGACACUGUGGUUAUCUACAUGCCCAUGAUCCCACAGGCGAUAUAUACCAUGCUGGCAUGUGCAAGGAUAGGUGCCAUCCACAGUCUCAUAUUUGGGGGAUUUGCUUCUAAAGAACUAAGUAGUCGCAUUGAUCAUGUAAAGCCCAAGGUGGUGGUUACAGCAUCAUUUGGCAUUGAACCUGGAAGGAGGGUAGAGUACAUACCACUUAUAGAAGAAGCGCUAAGAAUAGGACAACACAAACCGGACAAAAUUCUCAUUUAUAAUCGUCCAAAUAUGGAGGCGGUUCCUUUGGCUCCAGGUCGUGACCUUGAUUGGGAUGAAGAGAUGGCGAAAGCCCAAUCACAUGACUGUGUUCCUGUUCUUUCAGAACACCCACUGUACGUUCUUUACACAUCUGGCACAACGGGAUUGCCUAAGGGUGUGGUUAGGCCCACUGGAGGAUAUGCUGUCAUGCUAAACUGGUCAAUGUCUUCUAUAUAUGGACUUCAACCUGGAGAGGUGUGGUGGGCAGCUUCUGACUUAGGCUGGGUUGUUGGACAUUCCUAUAUCUGCUAUGGACCUCUUCUCCAUGGGAACGCAACAGUCUUAUAUGAGGGGAAGCCUGUGGGAACACCAGAUGCUGGCGCUUAUUUCCGUGUGCUGGCAGAGCAUGGAGUAGCUGCCUUGUUUAUAGCACCAACUGCAAUUAGAGCAAUCCGUCAACAGGACCCUGGGGCAGCCUUGGGGAAGCAGUACUCUCUGACAAGGUUCAAAACAUUAUUUGUGGCUGGAGAACGAUGUGAUAUAGAUACCCUGGAAUGGUCCAAAAGUGUCUUCAGAGUACCCGUCUUAGACCAUUGGUGGCAAACUGAGACUGGAUCUCCAAUUACAGCAUCGUGCAUUGGAUUAGGUAAUUCUAAAACACCUCCACCAGGGCAAGCAGGAAAAAGUGUUCCAGGAUACAAUGUUAUGAUUUUGAAUGACAACAUGCAAAAACUGAAGGCUCGGUGUUUAGGAAAUAUUGUGGUAAAGUUGCCAUUGCCACCUGGGGCUUUUUCAGGACUCUGGAAGAAUCAGGAAGCAUUCAAGCGUUUAUACUUUGAAAAAUUUCCCGGAUAUUAUGAUACCAUGGAUGCUGGUUACAUGGAUGAAGAAGGCUAUGUGUAUGUUAUGUCUCGAAUGGAUGAUGUAAUAAAUGUUGCAGGUCACAGAAUUUCUGCAGGUGCCAUUGAAGAGUCAAUCCUUUCCCAUGGCACCGUGGCAGACUGUGCUGUUGUUGGCAAGGAAGACCCUUUAAAAGGUCACGUCCCUUUAGCACUCUGUGUGUUGAGAAAAGAUAUAAAAGCAACAGAGGAGCAAGUUUUGGAAGAAAUUGUGAAACACGUUAGACAGAGCAUUGGCCCUGUGGCUGCUUUUCGAAAUGCAGUGUUUGUCAAGCAGCUCCCCAAAACCAGAUCUGGAAAAAUCCCUCGAUCAGCUUUAUCUGCCAUGGUCAAUGGCAAGCCAUACAAGAUAACCCCUACAAUUGAAGACCCCAGCAUUUUUGGCCAUGUAGAAGAAAUACUGAAGCAAAUAUCAUGAGUUUGUUUUAUUCCUAUUUUGAGUCAAUUUCAGCUAAUUUUUUAAUUGUAAUUAAAAUAUUUGAGUUGUUUCUCAGAAAUAAAUAUUUCAGUAGAAAUUACUUGCAAACUGAAAUGUGAACUGUAAAACUUGGCCUAAACAAAUCUAAUGAAAACUUGUGAAAGACCUGUGCCUUCUGUUUGAUUGGACCCUGUUAACAUUGUUAUUAGUUGCCUAUAAGAUGGCUCAUUAUAUGUAAUCUACUGCUUUAUAAAAAAUGUAUCUACUGUAUUAUUUUUAAAAUUGCACCCUCCAAGUAAAACACUUUAAUUGAAAGCAAUGCUGAUAUACAGCCACUUCCUGAAA